This is a messenger RNA of Aspergillus nomiae NRRL 13137, 621 nucleotides long. RefSeq names its product alpha-tubulin suppressor protein Aats1. The record is from RefSeq and is a predicted model, not a curated record. The coding region runs from base 19 to 621 and encodes 200 amino acids. The transcript has a single exon. Lineage: Eukaryota; Fungi; Ascomycota; Eurotiomycetes; Eurotiales; Aspergillaceae.
GUGGGUGUUGCGAGUGGAAUGGGGCAUACGGUUGUCGUGUUGUCGGAUGGAUCGGUGUAUGGAUGGGGUGCGGCGAGGAAGGGUCAGCUAGGGGAGGCGGCGAAGGGGCAGAAGAUUGUUUGGGAGCCGGUCAAGGUUGAGGGGGUGCCGUUUCGAGCGACGGGUGCUGUUUGUGGGCGCGAGUUUACUGUUGUUACGGGUGAUAGGAGCAAGGGGGAGUUUGUGAUUUUGGGGUCCGCGGAUAAUAGGUGGAAUGUCUUGUCUGGUGCUCCUCCUGCCUUGGGGGCGUAUCGUGGUAUUUGGGCUAGCUGGCAUGGUGUUUAUGUACAGCGGGAUGAGGGUGUUUUGGCUUGGGGGCGCAAUGACCGUGGUCAGCUUCCGCCGGCGGAUUUGCCGGUUGUGAGAGAGUUGGCAGUGGGAAGCGAGCAUGCUCUUGCUUUGCUUGGUGAUGGGAUGGUUGUGGCGUUUGGUUGGGGCGAGCAUGGGAAUUGUGGGCCUGCUGCGGAUGAACAGGGGAAUGUGAAGGGCAAGUGUGGUUUGAUUCCUCUUCCUACAGAAGGGGAGUCCCAUGUUGUUGGUGUUGGGGCGGGUUGCGCGACUAGCUGGGUUGUCAUGUCGUGA